AUUAUUUCCUAAAUAAUUAGCAGUUGUAACAUCUAAUAGACCAUUUCGAUGGAAAUGGUCUAUUAGAUGUUACAACUGCUAAUUAUUUAGGAAAUAAUAUUGGUGUACAUAUCAGUUCUGGUUAUCAACAUUUCGGACGUGAAACGAUAUAUUCGACUGGUGAUGCAUCAGCUCCAUAUGCAGUGGCUGUUAGUGACUUUAAUCAUGAUAAUCAAAGUGAUAUAGUUGUAGUUAAUUAUGGUACAAAUAAUAUUGGAAUUUUUUUUGGCUUUGGUAAUGGAACAUUGAGUACAAUAGUUUUAUAUCCAUUGGAAAAUAAUGCUAAUCCAACAGCAGUUGCUGUAGCUGAUUUUAAUCACGAUAAUUAUUCGGAUAUUGCUGUUGUCAAUUAUGGUUCUAAUAAUAUAUAUAUAUUUUUUGGAUCUAUUAAUGGAAUAUUUUCUCUUGUAACAAUAUAUUCAACGGGUAUAGGUUCGAAUCCACAUGGAAUUACAAUUGGUGAUUUCAAUAAUGAUCAUAUAUUAGAUAUUAUUGCUGUAACUGCUGGCACAAAUGAAGUUAUUUUAGCACAAGGAUACGGAAACGGAACAUUUGGAAAUGAAACAUCAUAUACAACGGGUUAUAAUUUUAAUCCUUAUGCAGUUGCUGUUGGAUAUUUCAAUGGAGAUAAUUGGUUAGACAUUGCUAUUGCCAUUUAUCAAGGUGAUCAUAUAGAAAUUCUAUUAAAAACAUGUUAA
Adineta steineri is the source of this 737-nucleotide messenger RNA. The record is from the annotation of a GenBank genome assembly. Lineage: Eukaryota; Metazoa; Rotifera; Eurotatoria; Adinetida; Adinetidae.